Folsomia candida is the source of this 3252-nucleotide messenger RNA. RefSeq lists its product as uncharacterized. The coding region runs from base 1292 to 3163 and encodes 623 amino acids. Gene Ontology annotation, molecular function: protein binding. Lineage: Eukaryota; Metazoa; Arthropoda; Collembola; Entomobryomorpha; Isotomidae. The record is from RefSeq and is a predicted model, not a curated record. The transcript is spliced from 5 exons.
CUCGACAAUCGACAAUCGCAUUUUUAUCCAAAUCUCGAGAAAUUUCCAGAAACUAUGAAGCCCAUUCUUAUCUUGGGCAUUUCCUUUGUUGUUUUAAUUGGGGCAGCUCCCAAAUCACCAGUCGUGCAAGCGUCAGCUCCUGAAUCGAUACCGGGCAUGCUACCCAAAAUGUCCAUGAUUAUCCAAACCUUAGACCAGCUGAGCGUUUUACUGCUCAACCUCCUAUCUGACCUACCCUCACAGCUGCCUUUGCGUCAGGCACAGCUGACCAUGCUCGCGACUCAACUGUCCACGGGGGUCAAGGUUCUCGACACCACAAUUGUUAAGUUCAUGGUCACAGCAGCCAGCCCACCGGUCCAACUGUUAAGAGCGUUACUCAACCCGCCGUAUGCCUUUGUUGCAAGUUAUAUACCGUCUCUUAACACGGCCAUUGCAUCCCUGCAGGCAGAACUGGAACAAGCACUUGAGAAUAGAAAUAUCACAUUGGCAGGGCAGUUUGAGAAAGCACUUGGUGGCUUGAUCGAAAUCGAGGGUACGUUACUAGAGCUUCGCAACAUGUUGGCGAAUCUAUUGGAUUCAUUGGCGGGAGAGGCGACGACCACGAUGGCGGUAGUAGCGAGUACUAUCGCUACGGUUCCUUCUACUCAGAUAACGUUGGCAUCGGGUUAAAAAAAUAGCUGGGUUUACAUACAAGACUAUUAAUUUCUGAACUUACAAACUACUUACUUACUUCGUUACUUACAUUAUAUAGAUUGAUGGUUCAUAUCCACAUUUGCUACAGAGAAAUAUAUGUAUACGCAUGUAUGUACGUACAUGCAUACAUAUUUAUAUAAGUUUAGAGUUACAUACAUACGUACCAAUGUACCUAUGCAUGUAUGAAAAUAUGAUGCAACAUCAUUACAACGUAACUUAACGUUUUUCUCUUUCCAUGAAAUUUUACAUCUGCGUAAAGGGAAAUAGUUUAUCGACUCGCGUACGUAUGUAUGUGCAUAGAUAAGUAAAUAUAUAUGAACAUUGAUGGGAUUAAGUUAUCUGCAGAAUCUGAGUGUAAGUUUAUCUCAAAGUUUGCUGUCGCCAGCAACUUACGUAUGUAUAUAUGUACAUUACUGUAUAUCAAAUUUCAUGCAAACCAGAUCUCUUCACAUUUUAGUCUAACAUCCAACCCCAUCGGAUGUGGAGCUGGACAAAUUUCUGGUUAAUAAAUGCAUAGCAAUUUAAUGUUAACGAGUGAAGAGAACUAAAUUUAAGUGUUGCUUAAAAUUCGACGCCCCUAAUCAAUACAUUAAUUGGAAUGGAGGGAGAAUCCCUUCCAGCAAAAACGCACGGGUGUGACGGUGUCCUGUUCGUUUUGAAAGGGAAAAAUUGUUCACCUGUCUGUCGCGAUGAUUAUUGCAUCGACUUAGCAAAACACACCGAUGAGUGGAAGCGAGAAGCCGUAAUUCUUAAUAUUCCUGGCCAAAAAUAUACCAUUGGGUCUGGGAAAAAUUUGGAGAGUUUGGAUGCUGCAAAAUAUGGACAAUUUUUACUAUUUCCAAACUACGCGGAUGUGACCAAGGAACAAUGCAAAAUUGAAUGCGAUACGAGUGGAAAUUUUUGGCUGUGUAGUUUGGGAGACGGAGAAACUUUUGUAAACGGGAAGCUAUUAGAUUCCAAAGACAGACUAAAAUUUGGGGAUAUGUUUUAUUUUUCGCUCAAUCUCUCAAAAUUAUGGGACCCAGAACUGGACAAGAGUAAAAUUUGGAAACUGUAUCGACGAAACGCGUGUGGUAGAGACUUUGCCGUAUUCAAAUUCAAGAGAUUGACCCCUAAAGGUAGGACACAACAAGAUAAUAAGGAAGCAAAUCAUGAGGACAAUGCAAACUCCGAAGAUUUUCAUGGAUCCUCAACUAAUCCGAAACUAGUGAAACAUCCCAUUUUCGAUGAAAAUUCCAUACUCACGAAAAUAUUUGAAUAUUUAAUCCCCGAAAAUAAUGACAAUCAGCAAAAAGAUCUCUUCAACUGUCGACUCGUCUCAAAAUCAUGGAAUGAAUCGUCGCUUCUCGUCCUACAGAAAAACCUCGUGCUCAAUUUAACCAUAACGAUGGACAAUCUAAUCCGUGACCCCAACUCCCUCGCGAAUCGCCUUCACUGGAAGACACAUCGCAUGAAAGGGUUAAAAUUUGACGGCAUGAAGAUCAACAUCUGGCCACAGCGGAGCACAUACUACAUCCGAGAUAACGAAGAAAGGGACAAAGCCGUGGUAAAAUUUAAUCAAGAUUUCUCCGCAUUUAUAAACCACCCGGAUUUCCACCCGGUCAAAGUUCUCACCAUGAAUAUCGACUAUUUAACCCCGAUAAGCACCCUCCUCUCUAAAUUCUGUCAUUCUCUGGAAGAACUAACCAUCCAGAUUAACAUGAUUUGGAUAAGAGAUGAAAAUAAAACAAGAUUCCUUGAAACUUUAAUAUUUCCAAAGUUGAAAAAGUUAACGCUAGAGUUCUGCCAGCAGGAGGAAGGUGACUUGGGCAAAAUUCGAGAAUCUAAAUAUCUCGCCCAACUACUCGAAGGUUUCAAAGGAAUUGAGCAGCUCGUGUUAAAAAAUUAUGCCAAACUUCCCUCUGACUUCGGACCGUUUAAGAAUCUGAGGAAAAUUACGAUUUACGGAGGGUGUAAUUAUAACGUGGAAAUUUUCAAUUUACUCGAUUUCUUAAGCCAGAUCGGAACUUUGCCGGCAGAUCAGGUACGGUCGUUUAAAGUGGAGAUUGAUCUUAUUGAUGUUCAAGUUACUCCGGUAGAAGUGGAGGAAGCGUUGCUUUGUUUCCUACAUAAUCAGGCGGGAAGUUUGGAAAAUUUGGAAUUAUCCGCACGCUAUACUCAGCCCAUAAAACUGCCAAGAUGCAUGCCAAAUUUGAAGAAGUUGUGGAUUGGUGAGUCAUUAAAUUGGACAGAAUCAGAGUUCAUGUGGGGGGCUAAAUUAAGUAGCCAAGUGACAAAGAAAAGUAAGGGACACAUGUCCGAAUUUCGCCCAGAUACGUUAUCUCUAGUCCUAUGGGAUGGAGAUGAAUGUGGUCAAGAAUCGUGCCGAACUUGUAAUGAUACUUUAGCGUUUGGAAGAUGGAAUCAGGAUGAGCGAGAAUUUGUUUGCUAUAUUCCAAACGUGGAGAAUAUUUGGGCGUGGACGCAAUAAUUUUAUGCUUCCCAUUCAUUUUGGAAAAUGCGACCCUAAUAAGAUGAAUAAAAAGCAGUGCCUGCUGGCUCUCCUCUGUAUAUUAGUAA